Messenger RNA from Styela clava, 1216 nucleotides. RefSeq lists its product as uncharacterized. Lineage: Eukaryota; Metazoa; Chordata; Ascidiacea; Stolidobranchia; Styelidae. Gene Ontology annotation, molecular function: RNA polymerase II cis-regulatory region sequence-specific DNA binding; DNA-binding transcription factor activity, RNA polymerase II-specific. Gene Ontology annotation, cellular component: nucleus. The record is from RefSeq and is a predicted model, not a curated record. Gene Ontology annotation, biological process: regulation of transcription by RNA polymerase II.
AUGAUUUCCUAUCGCCACCCUUACCAAUGUAUUUCAAACGCACGGUGGACGCCAUUGGUUCGUUUUAAUUACGCCGGGGAUGAAGAUUUGGAAGAUAUUCGUACAAGAAAAAGAAAGUUUUUAUCCGAUGGACAGGUUACAGAAAGUAAAGUCACAAAUGCAGAAACACACGACACCCAGAUCUGCAACUUAAAAUACUCCGAGGUAACCACGCACACCAAACUUGAUCAGAAGAAGAAAAUUACUCUCUUUACGAUAGACGCCAUUUUGGGACAUUCGACGGAAAGCCCAAGUAAAAAGAGAAAACUUAUUCAAUUUUCGAAGCCAGAAAAAAAGAAAGAUAAUUCAUUCGAUUCUGGUAUUUCAUCAUCAGAAGAAAACGAGGAUUCAAUAUUUUCAAAUACAAACGCAAACGACAGCGGAAUUUGCACCAACAAUUACGAAAAACCACAACACCAGAGAGGUGAAACUAAGACUGUCGUUCCAGAUCAACCUAAAACAAUGAACAAUCAAGAAAUGCUUCCCUCGGAAAGCUACAGUCAUAUAUAUAAGCGUGUCAAUACCUAUUUCUAUUUUGUAUCGAACCAUCUUGAACAACAAAUUUGGAUGCCUCACCAGCAAGCAAUUCCAAAGGCCCCGAUUGAGCCAAUAGCCUUUGUUGGCCAAGGUUGUUCCUUGCCAAAUAAUCACAAUUUGUUAACUCCUCGACUUCAAAAGUCAGGUCAGACAAAAAGAACAAGAGCAGUUUUUACUCCAACGCAAACAGAACAUUUGGAAAAUAUGUUCAACAAUCAACAAUACAUCGUUGGAAUUGAAAGACGAGAACUUGCUGAAAAGCUUAGACUCACAGAUGCACAAGUAAAAGUUUGGUUUCAAAACAGAAGAAUCAAAUACAGGAAUGAGAAAAAGCGAAGACCCGACAUAGACACAAACAAACUCAGCAUUCUUAAACGUCAAGCAAUCGGUGAUUUUUGAGAUGCUGGGUAAUAUAUUAUACCUUCAUGUUCCAUUUUUGAAUUUGUUUGUACAAAUCUUAUAAUUUAAUUCAUUUUUUAUUUAAUAUUUCGGGUUAUUUACGCGUUGUUUCUGUUUUGUGCGUUCUACUAGAUUUCCAUACUUUUUACUAUGGCUCAGGUCAGAACCUAUGGCGGUAGGCGUUACCCUGUUGGGAAAGGCUGGAAGAAACGAUAGGGCAUGUUGUGCCAAUGAAUGUAAU